GUCGCUCGUUUAAGUGUGCUUAUGGUUCACCCGCGUCCCGAGAGAUCGAGAUCGUGAAGAGUGUUGCUGUCAACUGAGCAAGCCGAUAGCCUGACGAAAACGACGUCUUCGUCAGCGAUCACGAAGAAUUGAAAGGUCUUUGUUCUUCAUUUCUCUUCCCAUCCAACUGUCUGAUUCCAUCGUUGAAUUCGGACCUCGGAGCAAGAUGAAGUACCUUGCAGUCCUCCUUCUCCCACUUGCCAUCUCGGCACCUACCGUACAAGACAACCACCAAGGACAGGCGCCAAAGCACUUGUCUACCUCGCAGAGGAUUUUUAUCCCGUCAUCCUUGUCAGAGGGCCUAUCAAAGCUCAGUGGUCUGACCUGGAAGACCGCUGGAGAGAUCGUCGAGUCUUUCGAAGACCAAGACGCAGCGGAUGUAGUCUCGGAAGAUAAGACCAUCUGGCAAUUGUUGAAGGAUGAUCCUGUCAAUUUCUCAAAGCUCAUCAAGGUCGUCGAGUUCGUCGGGGAUGAACCUCUUAAAUACCUUGAUGGCGAUAAACCCAUCACUUUCUUCGCUCCCAAUAACGAAGCGUUGACUCCACCUGGACAUGGGCCUGGUCAUCAUGGAGAUCACGGACAUCACGAGUAUGACUUGGCAGAACUCAUGUCGAACCCCUCCCUUGCUUCCAUUUCGGCACUUUUGGAAAAUGAGCCAUCUCUUAUGAUCACCAGCGAUGAUGACGGAGACGAUGAUGAUGACGACGACGAGAAGAAACGUCGCCGAGAACUCUUCCGAAAGCUAGCCAAAAAGGUCCUCCAAUAUCAUGGUCUAUCCGAAGCUUUAUCCGCUGCGGACAUAUCGGAACGAUCGACACUCGCUUCUGCCCUUUGGGCCUCUGAUGGAAGUUAUGGAGGCCUUCAACGACGAAUCAAGGUGAAGAAGACUCUGAUCCCACCGUCGAUCAACCUCAACUUUUACGCCAAGAUUGUCGAUACGGACAACAAGGCGAAGAAUGGAUAUCUUCACACGAUUGCGGCUCCGUUGAUCCCUCCUCCAAGUAUCUUUGAAUCUACCUACAUCUUCCCCGACUUUUACUCGACCUUCACUUCGGCUGUUCAAAACCUUCAUGGCAGACACUGGCUCGACUGGGAAUACAACUUCCACCGACACCAUGACCACGACGUUGAUGAUGAUGAUGAUCACAAGAAGAAAGCGCUCGACGAUGGGCUCGCGGCCUAUGCUCAAGACCUCAUCCAUGAGCUUUUCAGCAAGAAAGAAGAGGAAGCCAAAUUUAUCGGCACACCUCUUGCCACCAUGUUCGUACCGACCAACAGCGCUUUCGCUGUCCUUCCUCCUCGACUCAAGUUCUUCCUCUUUUCGCCAUUCGGUAGACGAGCAUUGACCAAGAUCCUCGCAUACCACUAUAUCUAUGAUGCUCUCAUCCUGACCGAGUUCCAACACUUCGGCAAAGACUACCCUUUACCAGAACACAAGGACGAAUUUGUGGCUCCUCAUGUCGUCGAGAGUGUGGACGGAGAGGAUCUUGCUCAGACGAUCAAGGUCACCAACUCGAUCAACGAGACGCUCAGCCUGUACAUUGAGAAGAAGAAGGUCCUCCCGGUGAAAGUGAUUCUCAAGGUCAAUGGGAUUGAAACCCUAGAGAAUGACGUUCAUGCCACAGGCGCUACCAAAGUGAUUCUCAAGGUCAAUGGGAUUGAAACCCUAGAGAAUGACGUUCCUGCGAGAAACGGUGCUUUCCACGUGAGUCAUUCGUCGACUUGCAUGACCCCGUCCCAGCUGACGGACGAUGAAUUCCAGCCUAUCGGGCUGAUCCUUGUUCCUCCUCAUCACCAUCACGAUGAAGAUGGCGUCGAUGUUUCAAGCACCGACUCGUGGGCCAACUGGGAAGAGUGAGUAGUUUUUCAGGUGGUUGUGAAUGCAGUCGCUGAUCAGAACCACCAAAGGUGGCUCCCUCAAUGGGUUGACGCGGAGUAAUCAGGGGGAGAGUCACCAGUCUUCGCUCUGAUGUCUUUAUCCUGUGCUGUGUUUAAACUAAAUGUGACAUGAUCCUGUGACUCCUGUAUCUGACCGACGGCGCGAUUCUGUUCAUACACGAAAGAGAUGU
Molecule: messenger RNA, 2108 nt
Organism: Kockovaella imperatae
Lineage: Eukaryota; Fungi; Basidiomycota; Tremellomycetes; Tremellales; Cuniculitremaceae
Exons: 7
Coding region: 206-1897 (563 amino acids)
Biological process (GO): macroautophagy
Cellular component (GO): fungal-type vacuole membrane
Source: RefSeq, a predicted model, not a curated record